AUGUUUCUUAAAAAUGAAAGUGAAUGGUACGUUUGCGAUGCUACGCCCAUACCAAAAGGUUACGGUGGGUUAACUGCGGGAAGUGCCUUAUUCCCCGUUGCGCAGAUUCAACACGGUAACAAAGAUAGAAAAAAAAGUAAUGAUGAAUGUUUCGGUGCACAACUUCAUCGAUUGUUUACGGCAAACAUCGUUUGUAAUUAUUAUUAUCGUGACCCGGUCACACGUGAAGCGGUUUUUACUCAUUCAAAAACACUUGAAAAAAGGUAAGA
Molecule: messenger RNA, 269 nt
Organism: Thelazia callipaeda (thelaziosis nematode)
Lineage: Eukaryota; Metazoa; Nematoda; Chromadorea; Rhabditida; Thelaziidae
Source: the annotation of a GenBank genome assembly